Molecule: messenger RNA, 4233 nt
Organism: Chelmon rostratus (copperband butterflyfish)
Lineage: Eukaryota; Metazoa; Chordata; Actinopteri; Chaetodontiformes; Chaetodontidae
Gene: klf5l
Product: Kruppel-like factor 5 like
Exons: 4
Coding region: 135-1451 (438 amino acids)
Biological process (GO): regulation of transcription by RNA polymerase II
Molecular function (GO): RNA polymerase II cis-regulatory region sequence-specific DNA binding; DNA-binding transcription factor activity, RNA polymerase II-specific
Source: RefSeq, a predicted model, not a curated record
CAGAACAGAGGGGAGGGCUGAGGGAUUAUUCCGUUGUUUUCAGCUUCAAUAAGGCGCAGUAAACAGUAAUAACUCUUUUAUGUACUUAUAACCUUAAUUCACAAGAAGAUAUAUUUGUUUAGGUAAUCAUUUUAAUGGCAGCGAGUGUAGGACUGGCCAUGAAUCCGCCGCACACGACAGAAGAAAGGGCGGUUUUCACGCAGCUGAAGCCGGUGAGGAUGUCGGGAGCGGACGGCGCAGAGGACACGUCCGUGUUUGAGGACGUCAAACCCGCGACUCAGCUAGAGUUGGACAAAUACCUGCCGCAGGUCAGUGGUCCUCUCUUGAGCCUCUCAGCCGACGCCGGUGACAAGAAAUACAGACGAGAGAGCGCCUCCGUGGUCGACGAGUACUUCGCAGAGGACAAACCUGCUACGCCUUACAGCCUCAACAUCAACGUCAUCCUUCCCAGCACCACUCACCUCCGCACAGGCCUGUACCGAUCUAACACCAAGACCCUGACGCCGCAGCAGAUCAAGACGGAGCCCGGGCUGGAGGUGCCCUGCUCCAUUCCCACAACCACCACCCAGGCCCUGCCAGACUUCACCUCUGUCUUCAGCGUGCCGCCUGUAGUCAACAACGUUUUCAUCAAACCAGACAUGAGCUCUGGAGGAGUGGUGAGCGUGCCCGCAGGGUCCCAGCAGCAGCAGGGGCCAAGUUUGGACACAGAGCUUCACAUCGGACCCCCGGCCCCCCAGCAGCAGGUCUACCACAUGCCCAUCACCAGCUGCGCCGACCUCACCAUGACUCUGUCCCACAACAGCCCGGCAGCACACGGCUCCACCGGCGGCAGGACCAUGCUGAACCUCGGCAGCGUCGCGUUGCCGGCAACCAACGGCAACUACAUGAUGGCAGAGCACCAGCUGCAGCAGCACCACGGUUACUACCACGCCUCUCCGACCAACUCCUCCCAGCACACAGCGCCCCACAGUCUGCCGCCCUCACCCCCAAACUCUCAGCCGGGGAGCCCAAACGGUCAGGCAGAGCUGCUCAGCCUAGCGCCCCAGCCUCCGCCUCCGUACCAGCAGCGUCUGGCAGGGAUAAAGGUGGCGGGGAUGUCCCCACAUGCCUUACUGAUGACACAUGGCCAGGGUGUCCUCACAGGUCCCAAAUACAACAGGCGGAACAACCCAGAACUGGAGAAGAGGAGGAUCCACUUCUGUGACUACCCAGGCUGCACCAAAGUUUACACGAAGAGCUCUCAUCUGAAGGCACACCAAAGGACGCACACAGGUGAGAAGCCGUACCGCUGCACAUGGGAGAGCUGCGACUGGCGCUUCGCCCGGUCGGACGAGCUCACCAGACACUACCGGAAACACACCGGAGCCAAACCCUUCAAGUGCGUCGCCUGCAGCCGCUGCUUCUCGCGCUCCGACCACCUGGCCCUGCACAUGAAGCGUCACCAGAACUAACGCACACGUAUCUGUAUAUACUGUACAAACACACACGCAGUCGCACACAAACAGAGCGGUACGCAUACCCGAACCAUUAAAGGACUCACGAGCAGACUCAGAACCACCAUCGUCCCUGUGCACCCCUGUUGAUUCUGAUGCUAAUUCAUGCUAAUGUGUUGAGUGAUAGCAGGCAUGCACCAUACAGACUCACAGGCACAGGUAGUGGUGUAAGCAGAAGGGAAUCCAGUGAGGGAUGGUCAGGGUUCCUGUUCAGCCCCCAUUACACUGUCUGAAACACGCCUCUGGCAGGUGCAGAGAGGCUGGUGUGUCAGGGGAGUCACCUGGUGGGUCACACCUUCCACAGGCCAGCAUGGGAUGCAGACAGCAGUGGGAAUUACGAGAAAAUGAAUGCAAGAAAAAGAUAUCUGUUGCAGAUAUUCAGGCUUUGUGUUAAUUAGCUGCUCUGUCAGUUUCACUCUUAAUGGAAACAGGGAAAGUAGUCCCUGUCAUGAGGCCUGUCAUGGCCUCUGUAACAUGCAAAAUGUGUCUCCGGUUAGCCGUAGAGCCGCUGCAGGUCCUCACGUCUCCUUUCUGAGAUAAUACUGGCCGUCUGCUAUCAGUCAACGCAGUGUUUGCUGAGGUCAGAACACCAGAGCUAAUGAUCUACCAGGGACUCAGAGAUGGUUUUGGUGUCUGUUCUCGUCACUGUUGUAUGUUGAUUUCGGUCCGACUCAUGUACACACACAUUCACACACACAUGCAUCACUUACUGCCAGUGUUGCAGUCAUCAGAACUGUGGUGUCAGGCUCCUGCGAAACAAUUGGGACUCCUUCUGAUUGCAUCCUGGAAACACUCCCUUCUCCUGCCAACUUCAUCAUCACCAUCAUCACUUUUAUCAUUCUGAGGUACAGACUUUCAACGAGAGGUGGAAGCGUAUCUCCCUCCAUCCUGCCUUUGUAAAUACUUGUAUAUUUAUGUGUGCGUAUGUGUGUCUGAGAAUACGACGAAUGUAUUGAGAUUUAUACUUGACUUUUUUUUUUUUCUUACAUCAGAUGUUUAAAUGAGUAAUACUCCAUGUGGACACUUCCUUGAGAUAUAAAAAAGCAAGCAAACAAUCAACAGACACAAUCAAAGAACUCCAUGGAAAAGUUAAUGAUCGCCCAGGUAUGUUUCAGCACAGGUACUACCUGUCGAGCUCAGCGAGCGGAGCGAUUUGCCAAUGUUUGUAUCCAUGACAUUGCCCGUUGCCGCGGUGACCAAGCUCCGCUGACGACUGUUUGCGGUUUGCUUGCAGUUUCUACUCAGAGUUUUUUUCCCCCACGUUUUUUCCUCUUGCGUUUGUUCGACACUUAAAGAAUGACAGAGCUGGGCGGAUAGACCUGUUAUAUAAUCAUUCCUGAUUGUUUUAAUGUACACUGCGGCUGAUCGCAGAGUCAGCCAUGUUAAGUGGAUGAACGGCAGGUUUACGCUCGCUUGACUGCUUGGAAGUCAUUUUACUGCCUGAUUACCUUCUUUUAGAGAGAAAAACAUUAAAAGUUCAAAUUAAAUCAAAACAUCAGCCCAGACAGACUGGAUCUAAACCCUCCAAGUUAAUUCAGAUUCAGCCUUUUGAAUCAGCUAAACCGCCUAGAAGAAAAAAACAAACAGCAAAGCAAUGCAAACAUGACACUUUACAAGUUUGUCAGAAUAACAACUGAAAUUUAAAUGUCUUCCAGUGGAGCUAUUGAUCAAUAACCAUGUAGUCUACAGAAAUCCUGAACCUCAGAGGCUCAGAUCCACACGAAUCACGGUUUAAUACUCGACUGUGAACCAAUCAGCUGAGACAGUCCAGCGUUAACCACCAGCUCAGUAGAAUCAGUGCAGGUAAAGCCGCAGCACUUUGUGCUGUGAGUAAAAAUAUUGAAAUAGCACAUGUUGUGUUGCCCCAGUGACACAAAACGAUUAAUAAAAAUACAAGAAAACUGUGCGUUAGUCGUGUUGCAGGUCAUUUUUACAUUUUUGAGUAAUUCUUAAAAAGCAAAAAAACUAGCCUGCAGCUCACUAAUUCGCUCGUUAAAGUUAACUCCACAAGGGGGAGCUCUUUAUUCAUUGUCAGACCAGCUCCACCUGCGCCACCCACAGGAAGGGAAUGUAACCGCGGCGGCACUUUGCUGCUCUGCAGCCAGGUUGUUUUUCCGUGUCUGUCUUUGCCCUUUUAAAACCACAAACUUUCCGAGCUUUCGAGUUGACAUUCAUUUAUCUGUACCGGGCUGGAGACGACAGGACCUUCAGACAGACACAGGGACAUUUUUCUGGUUGAGUUUAUUGUCAUUGCAACCUGACCCUGUCUGUAUUGUGCUCGGGCGGUAGGCUGAGCCGAUGCCGGUGCUCCAUGGAAGCUAAAACAAGCGUGAAGCAUUGAUUGACCCAGGUCUGUCCCACGUGUGUUCAUUCAGAGGAGACACAUCCUGUUAUUUCAACGCUACCAUUUUUAUUUUUUAAAAGUUUCUUCCCAAGGAAACAAGUUCUCCUGUCUCUCUCACGGAGGGAGCGCCGACCACCCACUGUGUACAUAACCGUAGUUUUAACACUUUAACAGACUGUAAAUAUUUGCCUGGUUUUAUUUCCUGUUAUAUUAUUAUUUUUGCCUUCUUUUUUUUUUAAACUAAUGGGAUUUUAGAUCAGUUGUAUAUGAAUGCUUGUUUAAUUUUGUUUUGAUACUUCGUGUGUAAGACAGUUUAUGCGUUUAUGUACAAAUUGAGAAGAACAACAAUAUUUUUUGUUUGUGCAAGAUUCUGCAUUGAAAUAAAAAAAGAAUUCA